Messenger RNA from Exophiala bonariae, 789 nucleotides. RefSeq lists its product as uncharacterized. The transcript is spliced from 3 exons. The record is from RefSeq and is a predicted model, not a curated record. Bases 1 to 789 code for a protein of 262 amino acids. Lineage: Eukaryota; Fungi; Ascomycota; Eurotiomycetes; Chaetothyriales; Herpotrichiellaceae.
AUGGCAGCACAGCUCCACGGUGCUCCUUCCGAGGAAGACGCCGACCGCCACUCAACCAGUUCCCCCGCCUCCGUAACAUUGUCAGAAUCGGCCACAUCCAGCAUCGCCACCAGCGUGGCUCCCGUGCCGCCCACGGCUCGCUCGGUGGUGCCAGCCAAGAGACUUGCCUCGAGCCUGGAAUACAACACCACGUCUCCUGCAAAGAAGCAGUCCAAAUGGUCCCCAGACGAGGACUCGAAAAUCAUCCAACUUCGCCAGGAUGGCAUGAAGUGGGAGGAUAUCAGCAAACAUCUGCCAGGUCGUAGUGCCAUCAGUUGUCGAUUGCACUACCAAAACUACCUGGAGCGGAGGAGUGAAUGGGACGAAGACCGCAAGAAUAAGCUCGCCAGGUUGUACGAACGAUUCCGUGCCGACAUGUGGGCCAGAGUUGCUGAAGAAAUGGCCAUGCCGUGGAGAGCAGUCGAAGCAAUGCAUUGGCAAAUGGGUGAACACGAGAUGGCCAAACGCGCUGGAGUCACACCGUUUUCCCUCAACAACUCUUCCAACCACUACGAAUCAGGCAAUCUGGGACCCCGUUCGCAUUUGCGACAUAUUGGACCCGGACCACGUCUACGACGCGAGUCCUUGCCGCCGGAUGUAUCAUACCAGGGGCCUCCGCAACUGCCGUCGCUCGCCGAGCUGACCGCGGGAUUGCCUGCGUAUGCAGCCGCGCCACCAUACCAAUCUUCGGAUCCUUUUCACCACCACCUGUACAACCACGCCAAAGGACGCAACGCACCCUUUCGGUGA